CGCAAAUCAGAGGGCGGGGCUGUAGUGUGGCCUAUGCAUAUGAAGGAAAAUGGAGGAUUACAGAGCACCAGUAGAAGUCCAGUGGUCUCCAUAUUCCUGGAAUGGAGGAACCGUUCUAGCUGUUUCUGGUGAAGAUUUCUCAGUCAUUGCUUCAGACACACGUCUCAGCGAAGGAUUUCAAAUUUACUCACGUGACUUCCCCAAGACCUACCAACUUGGCGAUAAUGUAGUCCUUGGUUCAUGUGGUUUUCAAGGUGAUGUCACUACACUUAAUAAGGUCAUUGAAGCACAAUUGAAGAUUUAUGAUCAUAUUUACCAGAAGAAAAUGAGCUGUGAGUCAUUAGCUCAACUGCUCUCCACCAUUUUAUACACAAGACGUUUCUUUCCCUAUUACACAUACAACAUACUCGCUGGCCUCGAUUCUAAAGGUAAAGGAUGUGUUUUUAGUUUUGAUCCCAUUGGUUCGUAUGAGAGAGAAGUAUACAGAGCAGGUGGAUCAGCUUCUUCAAUGCUCCAGCCAUUGUUAGACAACCAGAUUGGUCUGUUGAAUCAGACUGGUGUGGAGAAAAAACCGCUCUCCGUUGAGAAAGCUGUCCAGCUUGUUACUGACGUGUUUACUUCAGCAGCAGAAAGGGAUAUAUACACUGGAGAUGGGAUUAGGAUUAAUAUUAUUAGUGCUGAUGGAGUGGAUAUAAAAGAAGUGCCACUUAGGAGGGACUAGAUGAAUUAAUAACUGAGACAGGGGAUCAAAAUUCAUUAAUUUUAAUAAUGUGUAAUUAUUAAUAACUAGUAAUAAUUAUUAUUGGUAGGCGUGGUCUUUAGCGUGUAAGAUAAGAUCAUGAGCAAAGUUCAUGUUUCAUGAACUUUUGGACUUUUGCAUGAACUUAAAUAUUUUAUGAA
Molecule: messenger RNA, 900 nt
Organism: Amphimedon queenslandica
Lineage: Eukaryota; Metazoa; Porifera; Demospongiae; Haplosclerida; Niphatidae
Product: proteasome subunit beta type-1-B-like
Exons: 6
Coding region: 50-721 (223 amino acids)
Cellular component (GO): nucleus; proteasome core complex; cytoplasm
Source: RefSeq, a predicted model, not a curated record